AAAUAAAGCGCGUCGUUCCAGUAUGGUUCUACGUCUCAAAAGCGUACGGCAAAACUAUAGUUUGAGAAGUCAAUCAUAAACAAACACUGAAACUUGGUGGUGACGUAUUAUUCAUUCAGUUUUAUGUCGUCUGAGAUAAACGAUGGAUUGUUUCACUGCAGUUUAUGUGAUUUAAAAAUCAGAUAUGAUUACAAAGGCGAUAAGCCUCCAUUCUUCAAACAGGAUAUAAAGCUUCUGGAAAGUGUAUAUUGUAUUCGUGAUCCAUUUGCUGAUGAUAAUCUGGGUGGAAUAAUACUGGGCGGUGACUGUAAUGCGUGUGGAAAAACUGUUUGUAUUUCUCAGGUAUGUCAUGUUCAGUUUAUUUCAGAUUUGUUGUUGUUCAGAAUUGUUCAACAUACAAUUUGAAACGAUACUGCACUCGUUGCGCGAAAAAUGGGCAUAACAGUAGUUGAUAAUUUUCAUACGGAUUGUUAGAACUAAUAGUUAUUCAUGUACAUGUGUUUCUUAAGUUUCAGUGCCUGUUGUGCUAAUUACUAUGUAUUAUUAUUAAACAAUAAACAUUGCGGGAUACAUUUGA
Messenger RNA from Schistosoma turkestanicum, 577 nucleotides. Lineage: Eukaryota; Metazoa; Platyhelminthes; Trematoda; Strigeidida; Schistosomatidae. The record is from the annotation of a GenBank genome assembly.